Molecule: messenger RNA, 3360 nt
Organism: Coffea eugenioides
Lineage: Eukaryota; Viridiplantae; Streptophyta; Magnoliopsida; Gentianales; Rubiaceae
Exons: 4
Coding region: 317-2962 (881 amino acids)
Source: RefSeq, a predicted model, not a curated record
UUUUCUUAACUUUUCUUACAAGUCUGCCAUAUCCCAUUUUCAGCAUUCAAGUGCUCAGAAAAAAGAGGAAAAGCAGAAAUAGAUAGAUAGUAUACAAAUUUGAGCUUUUUUUCUUCUGUAAACUUUAUCUUGUUUUCUGGGCUGUGAUAAUAGUUAAUGGGCUCUGCUUAUUUCUUUGCUUUUGCUGAUGGUUGCUCUCAGCAGUUGAAAAGUGGGAUAGGAGAUAUGAAUUGGGGUUGGAUUAAUGGGUUGAUAUUUCAAAAGGGUUCUUGAAAGAAGAGGUUUUUAGGCUGUAAUUUAAGGAAGUGGAGCAAAGAUGCAGUGUACAAGCUAUCUUUCUGGGUAUUAUUAUACUAGAGAGCAAAAUGUUGAUGCUAGUGGGAGCUUAUGGCAACAAUUCAACAAUGGUUUCUUCUGUAGAAGUGGCAGAGACUACAAUAUUUUGUCUCAGCAACCAAUGACUGAUCAGUAUUUAGCUUAUAACAAAGAAAUAUUAAGGCAGACAAUGCUAAAGCAUGAAUCAUUAUUCAUGUAUCAGGUUCGUGAACUACAUCGCUUGUAUGGGAGGCAAAGGGAGUUGAUGGAUGAAAUAAAAAUGAUGGAACUAAGUAAAGAUCAUCUACGGAUGCAAACUUCCUCGUCAAAUUCUUUUGUAUCUGGAAUGCUGUGUGAUACUUCUAAGAAGGCUUUACAGCUUCCAGGAUGGCUUUUAUCAAACCCAAGAGAUGAUAAGCCGUCUGUACAUGGAGUGGAAAACUUUCAAAGGCCCUCAAAUUUUGUUUCAAAGAAGAGCAUCCACGCUGGUUCUGAUGUUUAUCUAGAAGAAAACCAUUUGAAAGAACUUGAAGUCUCAUCAUGUGGAAGGAACAAAUAUGGGAAGAGAAUGUUAAAUCUGGAACUUCCACCUGAGGAAUAUAUGGAUAGUGAUGGAGGCGAAGAGCUAGAGAAGGAAAAAUCUUCUGAAGUCUCUCCAGUUCAGCUUGAUCCAUCUGUAAGAUUUGUAGACUCUUCGCCUAAGAGUAAUUUAAUACUCAGAAAAGGAGCUUCUUCCGAUUUUAAUUCAAGUUGCAGCAAUACAAGUUGUUUGCUUGAUUUGAAUGCUCCUCUACCUUCUGAUGAACCAGUUACAAUUUCCAGCAGUUUAGUUGACUCUAACAUGAGCAGCACAGGAAUCAAGCAACAGGAUCCAGAUUUAUCUGGAAAGCCAAGAUCAAAAACCCCUGACUUGAUGAGUAUUGCUUCUGAUGUUCUGGAAGGAAAAGCGAGUAUUGAAGCAAAUUCUGGGCUUCCAGUUCAAUCCGCUGGAAAGUUGACCCUGCCAUGCAAUGAUAAAACAAUUUUGGGUUCAAAAUCAACCAAAAAAGAGCAAGACUUCAAUAUCAAUGAGCUGAGAAUGUUAAGCUCAUGUGUAACCACCGCAUCCCAACUUGUGCAGUUCUCUGAUCAAACCAAUACAGGAGCAUCAGCUUCAAAUUCUUCCUGGAAAGCAUCAUACACUGAGGUUCCUAUAGCAAUUCAAGCACUGCCAUGCUUCAGUUCUAUACAAUUCUCCAGUAAAACUUCCAGAUCAUCUAGUGGAAGCUCUGUGAUUAAAGAGAAGUAUUCAAAUGGAAAUGCAGUACUCUCUUCAAAUCUGGGAUGCAUUACCUCCCAUAUGAGCUGCACCAGUAAUAAUCAACCCACUGCUGAAUACCUUGCUGGUUUUGUUGAGGACCCAGUUCACCAAAUUCCAGUGGAUAUGGAUCUGAAUACCAUGCCUUGUAACUCAGUGCCUGAAAUAGAAGAUUCUCAGGAUAAGGACAGGAGUAUGGUUGGAGAAAAAAAGUGUGAAAAUUCUGUAGGGCCAUUGAAUGGACCAAGAGUUAAGCCAGAUUCUGAAGAUCAGAUAGGUGGAUGUCCACAUUUGUUAGAUCCUCCAAUUUCCAGAAGCCAAUUUUGUGCAUUUACUGCAAUUGAUUCCAAUUCAAAUUUAUCUGAGGAAAACGACAUCCAGAAUGGUGAAAUGGUUGAUCUCCCUGCUAGCCAUAUGUCUUGUGAUUCUUCACACGAUUUAGAAAAAUCUCCAAAAGAUGAUGAAACUUGUCCAGCUAACGAUUGUGGAAAAGAAAUGUCCCAGUUGAAAACUUGUAUGGACUUGCGGUUCUCCAACACGGAUCAAAAGCAUUCCCAGGUACUGACUGAAACAACUGCAGUAGGGACAGAUUUGCAGGCACCUAUCAGUCCAGACAACAAGGAGCAUUCUCCACCUAGAGAAGAGUCCGAGGACAAUCAAAGCGAGAAUCAUGAAGGUACAGUCAAGGAACUUGACAGGAUUGCAGCAGAGGUUAUUCUUUCGAUUAUGUUUUCUGGCAAAAAACAAAGUCUCAACACUAGCAUGAGUCAACUAUUAGAGGUUUCUGUUGACUGCCUAGGUUGGUUUGCUGGGAUUGCUUGUACUGUGGCAGGUUCUGCAGAAAAUGAAUCGGAAGAUCAUCUGGCUGAUGCACCUGUUGGCAAUUGCAGUGAUCUUGCUCCCAAAGUGCUUGAAAAAUUGGAAGCCAUGACAUUCAAGUCCACAGGAAUCAAGGUUGAAGAUCAUUGUCAUAUGACCAUUGACCAGAAAAACAAGUUAAUAGGUGAUCCUCUACUGACAAGUGAGGGACAAUCUAGAAAGGCAAGGGGGUGGCAGGACGCGACUGAGAAUCUUCGGCCCAUUAAAAAGCUAAGAGCUGCUGCAAGAACAGCUCAUGAGAAUGUCAAAGUCAGGAAGAAAGUCGGGAGAGUUGGAUGUGCUAAAGGGAGGAGGCACUCUAAAAGGUUCCCUCUCAAUGCAAUCAGCAGAAAGGCGUGCUCGCUUUCAAAACAGAAUCCUUGUCAAAGUGAGCAGAGCUUUCUGCAGAGUUGCUCAUUUGGCUGGGGAAGGAAACAUAGACGGCAAAAGCAUCGGAGGGCUCGGUCUUAUUUUGAUCUUGGUUUCACUUAACAUGGCUUCUCUGUAAAUUACAUGGAUAGAACCUACUUGUCUGGCUGUAGGAAGAUUGAUAGAAUGAUAGGAAGCUAAUGAACUUAGCUCUGAAGCCUUUUUGAGCAAUGAAUGUUUUAAGCUGUGAAGUCGUAUUGAGCUGCUUAAUGCAUGGAAAGACUCUUGGCAAUUACUAGAAUUGUCGAGAUAGGAAAAAGUUGAAUCUCCUUCACCACUCUGCUUUGUCUUGUGUCGUUUUUUUUUUGUAGUAAAGGUCAAUUACCGCACUCUUGGCCCUAUGUACAUAUGUUCCAUAUGUACAUGUGUACAGAAGCUGAUUUUGAUUGUACUCCUGGGCAAGGUGGCAAGUGAAAACCUCUUUUGUCCUCUAAGAUAAAUGACAAAUGUAUCCAUGAAAA